Molecule: messenger RNA, 698 nt
Organism: Prunus avium (sweet cherry)
Lineage: Eukaryota; Viridiplantae; Streptophyta; Magnoliopsida; Rosales; Rosaceae
Source: RefSeq, a predicted model, not a curated record
GAUGCUCAUGAGUUCUUAAAUUUUUUGCUUAAUGAACUUGUUGACAUACUGGAGAAAGAAGCCCAAGCAGCAAAAAGUGAUCAAGAAACUUCUUCACCUCCUGAAAAGAUGGUAAAUGGUCCAAAGAAUGCUCAGGCCAAUGGUUCUCAUAAAGAUCCCUUAGUUACCUGGGUGCACAAAAAUUUUCAGGGAAUACUCACCAAUGAAACGAGGUGCUUACGGUGUGAGACAGUGACUGCAAGAGAUGAAACAUUUUUUGACUUAAGCCUGGAUAUUGAACAGAACAGUUCAAUUACAAGCUGUUUGAAAAACUUCAGUUCGACAGAGACAUUGAAUGCUGAGGACAAAUUCUUUUGCGACAAGUGCUGCAGGUAGUUGUCUAUCAUUUACUUGCCUUUGUUAAUAUCUGAUUUUCUGUUUUCUGUUUUCACAUAUAAACUGUGGAUACCAUCACCUGAUACCAUCGGUGCUUAUCCGGGUUCUAGCUUUACUAACAUAAAGCUCUAUUCAUCUAAUAUAUUGUCCCAAGAGUAUUUUCGAAGUUCUGGGAGUUAACCAUAGAGAAAUCAGAAAUGAGCAGCACAUGGCUUUAGGCUGUUGGUGCUGCUGCAAUCAGUCACUAGUACCCAUCUGCUUAAAGAUUGACUUAAUUGAGCAAAGUACGAAAUUUUAUUAUGCAAAAGAGGAAUUGAGAUCUA